UCUGGGCGAUUUUUAUGAACUUUUUAAUAUCUGUAGAAUCCUUUGCUUGCCAACCAUUAACAUUAACAAAGUGAAGAGCUGAAAAGUAACCACAGAUCAGAGAGUAACCUUUGUCAUCUGUGAAAGUAACCUAGUUUAAAUUGGAGGUUAUGGAUACUUUUUGUUUUAAUUUUCCAGAUUUCAAAGUUUUCCCAAAUUAUUCCAGCCACCGCUGAUACAUUAACGAAAGAAAAAAUUACUACUUGGAUCCGAAACCAGACCGGCCAACUCACGCACUUUCACUUCACACACGCAACUUCAAACGCACAUUACAAGCCAUUUGGAAAAACAAAAAAAGGUUCCAUAAAAUAUAAAAUCCAGAUUGAAGGCUAAGGACAUGGCUGGUGACCAAAAAAAAAAGAGCCCCAUAGUGGGACAAAGGUCCCAUGAUAUUUGCCCAAAUUACCGUACAUGUACGGUAAUUACCGUACGAAUGGCCACCCUGUCCGAAACUGACUGACAAAUGAUUCUAACCUCACAUGCCAGAUCAAAAAUAUUUUGGUUAUCGUGAUUUGGAAAUACAUAGUUAAUUGAAUUGUGCCGUUCCAAUGUCUACCGCAAAGCCCAUCUAUCUGGACGUGGAUGCCAGCAUUGUCGAAAACAACUUACGUUUGACGAAUGAAUCUGAAUAUGAGUUCAGCAAAAUCUUUGAAGCUCGGAGCCGCGAACCACCCUGCAAGACAGUUAAACCUCGACCUGGAAUCUGUGUUAAAAGCAAAGAGGUGGGAACUGAUGUUAAAGUGUUUGUUAACAUUUGUACCACUGAUGCAAUUCCGCCGCCCAAAAACAUCUCAGAGUCGGAACUGCAAGAAUAUAUCGAUUCCGACGACAGCAGUGAAUUCAGGGUGCCUAUGAGUAUUGGAGAAGUCCGAACUGAGCAAGAUAAAAAGGGAACCGAUGUAAAGGUGGUGGACAUCGCGAUCAAUCCAGGCUUUUUCACCAAAUUGCAAUCUCAAAAGUUGUUCAACGAGUUCUUCAUGACCGUUGUGUUUCAAGGAGUUUUGAGCAGCAAAUACGGAUUGCAGUGUGUCGACAACAAAAUAGUCCUCAACAACCGAAAAGCUUUCGGCACAUUGCAAGUGCACCGGAUCCAACAGAGAGAAAUCGAUGAAAAAAUGGGAAUAGAAAAACCUCUACUGCCUGAAGUGAUCGGUGAAAACGGACCGAAAAAGGUGGCGAUUGAGACUAUUUCCUCCGACGAUAUAUCCACUAAGCAGCCAGAGCAUCGGCUCUAUAAAAAAAAAGUCAGCCCAAACUGUUUGAUUGGAGAGUUCAAGUUGCCCGAAGUUAUUGCCGUCAAGGAUAUACAUUUGGAUGUAGGAGAGGACCGCAUUGUUUUGGAGUGCAGCGAAAGAGGUUACUUUUUGGAUGUAUUUGUUCCGUUUUGCAUUCGAGUUGAAAAAUGUACUUCAUCAUUCGACAAGGCUCUGAAAAUCCUUACUGUAGUGAUGCCAUUAAUUGGAGGCUGAUUUUAGAAAAAAAACAUCAAUAUAAACGCGGUUUAAUAAUAGAUUACGUGCUGGUAAACAACUGUGUGUACGCAUUUUGUUUAAAUGUGAGAUGCAAAUAAAUUGUUUUGAGUUGA
Molecule: messenger RNA, 1624 nt
Organism: Dendroctonus ponderosae (mountain pine beetle)
Lineage: Eukaryota; Metazoa; Arthropoda; Insecta; Coleoptera; Curculionidae
Gene: Pih1D1
Product: PIH1 domain-containing protein 1
Exons: 7
Coding region: 588-1508 (306 amino acids)
Biological process (GO): box C/D snoRNP assembly; rRNA processing
Cellular component (GO): cytoplasm; ribonucleoprotein complex; R2TP complex
Source: RefSeq, a predicted model, not a curated record